This is a messenger RNA of Adineta ricciae, 543 nucleotides long. NCBI's taxonomy places the organism in Eukaryota, Metazoa, Rotifera, Eurotatoria, Adinetida, Adinetidae. The record is from the annotation of a GenBank genome assembly.
AUGAACACAAAUGAAGUUCAAAACUAUCAAUCUUCACAGCCCGUUCGAGUUCGAACCAAUAGCAAGAAAAAUUAUGUAUUGAUUCUUUUUGGUGUAGUUCUCUUAGCUAUUGCCAUUAUCAUCAUUGUUGUUACUGUGAAGAAAGCAAAAUCGGAUACUGAAUCAGCAAAUACGAUAAUUAUCAAUCAGAUUGUGGAAACGACAACAAGAGAAACUUCAAUGAGCAAUACAACAACAACAGCAAUGAAUAAGUCUCCUAAAACUAUGAAGCAUGCACGAUACUCGCAUACAGCAUCGAAUUUGAACAAUGGGAGAAUAUUAGUUUCUGGUGGUCUAUUCAACGAUAGUGCUUAUUUGGACAGUGCUGAAAUCUACAAUCCAGCAACAGGAGUUUGGAAUGAGACUGGUCAUAUGACAUACGAUCGGGACUAUCAUACAGUAUCUGUUCUACCAAAUGGGAACGUUAUUGUUGUCGGUAGCAAACUAGAGCACAGAAACUAUACACAAUUGAAAUUUAUGACGUUGCCUCUGAGACGUGGAUAA